GGCGAACCCUUGGCAGGUGAGAUGGAGAUCUGCGAUGACAGAGGUCCUCAUUCAGCUUGCAGUGGUGCAGCGUGGAGGCUCGAACAACAUAUACUGCACUGAGUUUACUCUCUGAUCUUCCAUCCUGGGAGUGGAUUGUGGAAUUCCAUGAGACCUGCAACAAGGAAAGAGCGCUAAACUGGUGAAUGUACGAAAGUUGAAUGCGAGGGCACCAGCUGGGAUUUAGCUUUUGUUUUAAUCCCUGAAAUGGAAAUGCAAUGUUUGACAGCGUUAAAUGCAUAUAUCCUGUGUUCCGCUUACUAAACAGCAGUUGGAAAUUUAUUAGCACGUGAGAACUGGAUUGAAAGGUGAAAAGUAUCUUGUAGUUUGCAGCAGUGCUCGAUCUGACCAGGGAAUAGUUGUGACACUUUUUCAGCUUUAUAUGCACUUCGAAUAAUCAGAACAAUUCGGAUAAAACUUCUAAUUUCUGCACUUCUUUUUUUAUUAUUUAUUGUGUUGCAAGACUUGCACGUCUAAAACCUCCCUUGUUCCUGUGGUGGCUUACACAAGUGAAAUGUGCCAGCAGUACUUUGUAUAAACCGGCUUUCAGCCGUGGACGACAUUUCGGUUGUAAUUUUGUGUUAAAACUCCUACUGUUCAAGCAGAGGAAUUCUGCUAAUCUAUACAUUCCUACUGCUUUAUGGUGGGCUGUUUGGUUACAAAGGGGCUGCAGCUGUUCGCCAAGACGUGCGUUUAUUAUUUUUAAUUAAAACCAGGGGAUCUGAUAAAACGGUCGGAUUCUAUGUAGAGAAAGGGUACCCUGAUGCAUGGUCUGUAAGGCUUUGUUUCCAAGGUAUGGAACAGGUCUGAACCCGCUCAAAGAGGGGACAGCAGUACACCUUUUUGUUCUCUGGAGAUAACCACGAAUUUGUGCCAUAGUGAAGAGGGGAUUACUAGCUUUUUUUAGCUACCAAAGCUGGAACUGCUGUACUGUUUAACCAACAUCAUGGAGAGGUCCAUUUGCAUGGCAAAAAAACAGAUGAGGAACCAUUCACUCGACUGUAGACUCCUUCCUGUGGCCAGUGUGUUUUUAAUAGUCUUCAUACCAGUUUUAGUAGAUGCCAACUUAUUAGAUGCCAGCACAUGGUGGUCUAUGGGUAUGAAUCCAAUACAGAUUCCAGAGGCAUACAUAAUAGGAAUUCAACCACUCUGUAGUCAGUUGGCAGGGCUUUCUCCAGGACAGAAGAAACUCUGCCAGUUAUAUCAAGACCAUAUGCAGUACAUUGGAGAAGGUGCAAAAAUUGGUAUUAAGGAGUGUCAGUACCAGUUUCGACAUCGGCGCUGGAACUGUAGUACAGUGGAUAAUACUUCUGUGUUUGGAAGAGUUAUGCAAAUAGGAAGUCGAGAGACUGCCUUCACAUACUCCAUCAGUGCUGCAGGGGUAGUAAAUGCUGUGAGCCGUGCCUGCCGUGAAGGGGAGCUGUCGACGUGUGGAUGUAGUAGAGCUGCAAGACCUAAAGAUUUACCUAGAGACUGGCUGUGGGGUGGCUGUGGAGACAAUGUCGAUUAUGGCUACAGAUUUGCAAAGGAAUUUGUAGAUGCACGAGAACGUGAAAAAACUUACCAAAAGGGCUCUCAAGAAAGUGCUAGAGCGCAGAUGAACAUGCAUAACAAUGAAGCUGGAAGACUGACUGUGUACAGCUUGGCAGAUGUUGCUUGCAAAUGCCAUGGAGUUUCAGGAUCUUGUAGCUUGAAGACCUGCUGGUUACAGUUAGCAGAUUUUAGGAAGGUUGGUGAUCUACUGAAGGAAAAAUAUGACAGUGCAACUGCAAUGAAACUCAACCAAAAGGGAAAACUUGUAAAGAUGAAUGGAAAAAUCAACACCCCAACUACUUAUGAUCUUGUAUACCUUGAUCCAAGUCCUGACUACUGCAUUAGAAAUGAAAGUACAGGAUCUUUAGGAACUCAAGGUAGACUGUGCAAUAAAACCUCAGAAGGCAUGGACGGCUGUGAGCUGAUGUGCUGUGGAAGAGGCUAUGACCAGUUCAAAACCAUUCAGACUGAAAGAUGCCACUGCAAGUUUCACUGGUGCUGUUACGUGAAAUGUAAAAAAUGCACAGAGAUUGUAGAUCAGUUUAUAUGCAAAUAGCGGAAGACCGAAAGAAAAAAGGACUUGGUAUAUUUAUAAGGGUGGAACUUUCUGAUGCUUUAAGGAAUGCCUGGAUAAUGAAAGUCAGUAACAUUCCCAGAACUGCUUUUAUAGAAUGGAUAAAAUGGCAAAUAUUUAUUUUACAGCAACUAUGAACAGUUUGUCAGAGUAUAAUGAAGAACAGAAAUGUGUUGUAUAGAUGCAGAUGAGUGUUAGUACAAUCACAACCACAGAAGGCAAACGAGUCAUUAGAUAACUUCAGUAGACCAUAGAUACUGGUUUGCUAUGGACGGAUUUUGAGUCUUGGAUUGGUUUAGGAAAUCAUACCAAAAUUCUAGUGCCCAGAAAAGCUGGUACCCACUUUUGAACAAUAGAAAAGCAGAGUAAAGUGAAUCAAAAAUUGCAAGCACUGGUGGAAUGUAAAUCACAAAAAAUAAGGACUGUAUUCUCUUUAUAAUGGUAUGCAUGGCACUCGAGUGCAGAUGUAAUAUUUAAAGUGUAUAGGAAAUACUGUAGUAGUCUGGCGUAGGUAUGGGAUCUUAUCUUUAGCACAGCUGUGACAACUAGUGUUUCGUGUCAGAAGGGACCAAGUGCACCAUGUAGUCCACCCUGAUAAUGCACAUUAGCUGUUUUAUUGUAACUUCAGUUUAAUCUUCUGUUAAUAUCCAUGUCACACAGCUGUAGGUCAUGCCACAUGGUUUAGGGUUUUCAUUUAUCACAUGACGAAUCAAAUGGUUAGACAUGAAAGAAUAUAGCUUUCAAUUAAUAUCUGCUGUUUCUAAAUUCAGUUUUUUGGGCAUUUUAUGUUUUAAUUAUGUUAUAGGCAAGGAAAAAACAUUCUGCUGGUUAACUGUAGUAGACUUUUGUAUUUUAAUCUCAUUAUGACUUUGUUUACCUGUUUUGAAACAUCUUAUUGGGGGCUCUAGCUGAUCAGAUAACUAUAGUAUCUAUACAUUUCAUAUGCCACUUAAAAUUAAAUCUGUCAUUAUCGCAUGAAGUAUUUAUUUUGCUCUGUUGGCAGUCUCUUUUCAGUUUAAAUUGAGUCUCACAACAAAAAUAUACAGAUUUUUUUUCUGUUCUUCAUAACUAAAUAUAUGUAUACCUUAAACUCUUAGAACACACAUAGAGGUUUUGCGUAUAUAUAGGAAAUGUCUGUGGUCUCAUGGUGUCCAAUAUUUUAGGCUGUGUAUAUAUACAUAUGCUUUAUAUUGUAAAACCAGAAAUUAAAUUGUAUGUAUUUAUUUACAAGCUAGUAAUAGAUUAGGAUUAUUUUACAGUGAUACACUUUAAGAAUUUAAUCUGCUCUCAAAAAAAAAUUGUGUACAUCUUUGUUGGUGUCAUUUUGCAGUUCAGUCUAAAAAAGGUAUCGCACUGCACAUGCAGAUUCCAGUUUAUUUAUCUAAUCAUUUUUUUUGAAUAUUUAUUGCUGAAUGUUAAUAGAUGCCAUUUUUAGUUUUUUAGCAGUUAAAUAUGUACAUCAAGUACAGACUUCAGUCACAUUCCUCACUUUAUUACCACCUGGGUGAAGCUGUUUACCAUUUUAGAAGUUUUAAGCAUGUACCUUGUGUACCAAAAAUUAAAUUAUCCUUUGGUUGUGGGAUUUGUGACUCUUAGCUUUAUGACACCACCAAUGAUUUUUAUGAUCAAAAUUUUUACAUUUAUCAACUUUCCUGAAUGUUUUAAGACUAAAUCACAUCUUCAAUAUUUUCUUCAUGUUUGCAGCACGCAUUUUUGAGAUGGAUAGGGAAUUAUCUGAAUUUUAUAGUUCUAUAAAAGCUAAUAUUCUGAUAAUCCACUACUGCAUUUAACUGUUUACAGGAAGGCUUUAUGAUCCUAUGAAUUAAAAUGCAUUCAAAUAAGAUUUUACCUGUUUUGUAAGUUCUCAAAGUUCACUUUGUUUUUGUACAUUAAAUGUACAUAUUUUGUCUUGCAAAAUUUGUAUAUUUCACUGGUUUGAAAAGCCAUUAGAAAGGAUGAAAAGUAUGCCAUCAAGGAAGACGGGAUAUAAAAUAAAUAUCUGUAUUUUUC
Protopterus annectens (West African lungfish) is the source of this 4156-nucleotide messenger RNA. Its product is annotated as protein Wnt-5a. Gene Ontology annotation, cellular component: extracellular region. Lineage: Eukaryota; Metazoa; Chordata; Ceratodontiformes; Protopteridae. Gene Ontology annotation, biological process: cell fate commitment; canonical Wnt signaling pathway; neuron differentiation. Gene Ontology annotation, molecular function: frizzled binding; cytokine activity. Bases 986 to 2128 code for a protein of 380 amino acids. The record is from RefSeq and is a predicted model, not a curated record. The transcript has 5 exons.